Messenger RNA from Lindgomyces ingoldianus, 1216 nucleotides. Its product is annotated as S-adenosyl-L-methionine-dependent methyltransferase. The record is from RefSeq and is a predicted model, not a curated record. Lineage: Eukaryota; Fungi; Ascomycota; Dothideomycetes; Pleosporales; Lindgomycetaceae. Gene Ontology annotation, molecular function: O-methyltransferase activity. The transcript is spliced from 5 exons. The coding region runs from base 48 to 1205 and encodes 385 amino acids.
AUCUAUACCUGUAUCAAGACCUGAAAGGGAGCUUGCCUGCUACUACAAUGCCUCACUUAACACCACAACAACUGCUCGCCGAGCUGGAAGUUUUCGCUUUACAGCCACCAAAUGAGGCUUUGGAGGACGCCGAUGUCCGGGCCAAACUCUAUGCCUUGUUUGAUAAGGCGAAGAAAUUACUGGAGACUCCGACCGAGUUGGUCACUAGAUUGCUGUUGUCUCAGCAUGUCGAAGGCACGGUGAUCGACGUUGCUCUAGAUCUAGAAUUAUUCUCCAAGCUGGAAGAGGAAAAUGGUAGCACCAAAACGCUUGAGACUUUGGCAUCCUCUAUCAAGGUGGAACCCGCGCUUCUUAAACGACUUUUGCGUGCUCUAGCAGCAUUUGGUGCUGUCCAAGAAGUUGAGCACGAUGGCUAUAGGCUAUCGCCGUCGCACUCCAUACUGGCAAAUAAUGACUUUGGACAUGCGGUGGUUACUGUGUCUGAAAUUCUCCACCCUACUUACCAAGCCCUACCCCAGUACCUGAAGUCAAGAAAUUACGCGACGCCAACCGAUCCAAAGAACACCGUAAUCCAGCAGGUCUUUGGGAUUAAAGACAAGGACAUGAUGAGCCUUGUUUUGGAAAAGCCCGAUUGGGCACGCGGUUUUGGCAUGCUCAUGAGCACAUGGGGCGAGAGCCAUGCUUUGCUCCAGCAUCUAUAUCCUGUCAAGGAAAGGCUUGUGGCGGGUUUCAACGCCGAUAUCAAUCCAGUAUUGUUUCUGGAUGUCGGCGGCGGAUACGGUCAGAAGUCCAUUGCUCUCCGGCAGGCAUUCCCCGACCUCCCAGGCAAAGUCGUCGUUCAAGACAUGCCCGUGUUCAUUGAUACUGCACCAGUUGUGGAGGGGAUUGAUUUUACUGUCCAUGACUUCUUCACGGAACAACCUGUCAAAACUUGCGUGAAGAUAUUGAGCAUGCUUCGACCUUCCCUAAAACCGGGUUACUCCAAACUUCUUAUUCACGAAUUGAUAGUACCCGAGACUGGCGCCAGUACAUGGGCCGCCGUGCAGGAUAUCAACAUGAUGUCUCUGGCCGGUGUAGCUGAGCGAACGGAGAAGGAUUGGAAGAGUCUCAUUCAUGCUGCUGGACUCGCCGUUGAGAACAUUUAUCGAGCUACGGAUGGGGUCUCUGAGAGUGUCAUCGAAGUAGUUGUGGAAGAGCAAUGUUAAGCACGUCAGAA